UCAGCAGCGAGAGCAGCAGCUCGGGCAGCAAGAGCAGACCAAGCAGCUACCCUGGGCAUCCUUUCAGACGGCUGCAGGCUUGUCUUCUCUUACCCUUGCUGGGAACAUGGGAGCUUCUUUGUCCUUCCUGCCAGGCAGGAUACCACUUUGGGAACCCACUGAAAUAUGCCAGUUCUUUUCUCAGAUUCUGGGGUUUCUGCAAGUCAUCUAAACCAAGGUCCUUUCUGAAACUCUCUUUCUUUUAAGGAUCCUGAUUGGGAUUUGUUUUGUUUUUUUCCAUCUCAGAUAUUGCUGUAUAGAUUGGUUUUUCAUCGUUACCCAUCCCGGUUAACUUUCCUGUGACUCAGUUUAACUCUUGAGAUCUACAUGGAUGGCUAUUCUUAAGAGCACUUUUCUUACCUUUUCUGUCCCUUUCUGGGGUUGGAUUUGAUAUUAACGGACUCUGUGUAAGCCUGUGUGUGUUCUGAUUGCUCUGAAAAUUUUCUUUCCUUCACAAGAACUAUACAUUAACUGUAACCAAGACCUGUGAAUAAUCGUAGGCUGGGCUUGAUCUUGAUUUUUGGGACUUUGUUGGAAGAUCCAAUUGCAUUUCAUGAAGUUAUUGCUCUCCAUCCAUUGUUUAGGUUUUAAGCUGCUUUGCCAGCUUCCGUGACAUAGUCACUUCUGGACAAUUCUGAUUUUUUUAACAAACUAACUUUUUGUCCCCCCCCCUCAUUUCUUAAAUAUUAUGAGUCCUUUUGGGGGCCUGGUGGAGGAGCCUCAUUCUACUCUUUGAUGUGAUUGAUAGUCCUGCCAUUCCGUGUGGCUGAUUUUUGUUUUAAAAUACAAUGGCUUUGAGUGGAAACUGCAGGACUUACCUCCCUCCUAGAGAACAAGGGGCUGGUCUACAUGCCUUCCCAGAGGUGGUGGAGCUAAACGUAGGUGGUCAAGUAUACUUCACUCGCCAUUCCACCUUGGUGGGCAUCCCCCACUCCUUGCUGUGGAAAAUGUUCACCCCCAAGAGAGACACAGCCAGUGAUCUAGCUAAGGACUCCAAGGGAAGGUUCUUCAUUGAUAGAGAUGGUUUCCUCUUCCGCUACAUUCUGGACUAUCUCAGGGACAAGCAAGUGGUCCUGCCUGAUCACUUCCCAGAAAAGGGAAGGCUCAAAAGGGAAGCUGAAUAUUUUCAGCUCCCAGACUUGGUCAAACUCCUAACUCCUGAUGAUGUCAAGCAAAGCCCCGAUGACUAUUGCCACAGCGACUACGAGGAGGUCUCCCAAGGCAGUGACACAAGAAUAUGCCCCCCAUCAUCACUCUUACCUUCAGAUCGAAAAUGGGGUUUCAUUACUAUUGGGUACAGGGGGUCGUGCACCAUGGGCAGAGAGAGCCAAGCUGAUGCCAAGUUCAGGAGAGUCCCGAGGAUUUUGGUUUGUGGAAGGAUUGCUCUAGUCAAAGAGGUCUUUGGAGAAAGUUUGAAUGAGAGUAGAGACCCAGAUAGGGCACCGGAAAGAUACACCUCCAGGUUCUAUCUCAAGUUCAAGCACCUGGAGAGGGCUUUUGACAUGUUGUCAGAAUGUGGAUUCCACAUGGUGGCCUGCAAUUCCUCAGUGACGGCUUCUUUUGUCAAUCAGUACACAGAUGAUAAAGUCUGGUCCAGCUACACUGAAUAUGUCUUCUACCGUGAGCCUUCAAGGUGGUCUUCAUCCCAUUGUGACUGCUGCUGCAAAAAUGGCAAAGGAGAUAAAGAGGGGGAAAGUGGCACAUCUUGCAAUGAACUAUCCACUUCCAGCUGUGACAGCCAAUCAGAAGCCAGCUCCCCACAAGAGACUGUCAUCUGUGGCCCAGUCACCCGCCAGCCCAACAUACAGACUCUAGAUCGGCCAAUCAAGAAGGGCCCAGUACAGCUACUUCAGCAGUCUGAAAUCCGAAGAAAAAGUGACCUGCUCCGAACUCUAACGUCUGGCUCCAGGGAAUCCAACUCUAGCAAAAAAAAAGCAGUGAAAGAAAAGCUCUCUAUUGAGGAAGAGUUAGAAAAAUGCAUCCAGGAUUUCCUUAAAAUCAAAAUCCCAGACAGGUUUCCAGAAAGGAAACACCCCUGGCAAUCCGAACUGCUACGAAAGUAUCAUCUAUAAGAGCGGGGCGGGGCAGUGGGGAAAUAACCUUAUUACAAUUUACAGAUCAAGAUCCUUAAUGAUACGGAAAUAAAAGGAAUAAUAACAAUUUGUUAGGUCACAAAAAAAUCCAUCUUGAUAGUACUGCCUAAUUUGCCUAUUUCACCUUAACAUUUAUAGUCACAGGGUAAUGAUAUUUUUCAAGUUGUGGAAGCACAAUGAAAAAUGCUUUUGUUUGUAAGCUCCUAGUCUUACGCAAGCUGAAUACUGUAUACACGAAAGGCACAACAACAUCACCAACUAAAGAAACCCACACACAGAUGCACCUGGUGCUGGUGGAGAAAGUCCUACACAUGAUCAGGCAGUGGCUGGGGGGGUUUCCGCAAACUACAUGCCUUUUGAGUUCUCCUUUUAAUUCCUUUAUUUGGAGGAGUCAGGGCAGGGCAGAUGUACAUGAUUUAAAGAAACAAGCUAUGCCGUGCCAGUUUACAUGAAGAAUGUGUAUAUAUAUAUAUACGUAUAUAUACACAUGAAUAUACAUAUACAUGUGUGUAUAUUUAUAUUGCAUAACAAAUUUUUCUGGUUCUCUCCUUAUAACUGCACUUUCUCAACAACAACAAAAAAAAGCAAUUGUUAGCACUCUGUGUGCUCCAUUUCCCCUCUAGCUUUAUGAGGUGUGAAUAGUAGAAGACUGUCUCUCUCCAUCUGUUAUUUUUGGGGGCAAGGGGAGGUUGGAAGCGGAGCACUGUAAAAGUGCUUGUGUCUGUUGCAACUGUGGGCAAAAUAUUCUAUGAGUUUUUGAUAACAAUAUAUAUUUUAAUCUUUGUUCCAACACUUCUUCCCCAAAGCUUCCGGAUGACAAAGGGUUUAUUAUGGAAUGAUUCCAAUUGGAAAGGGGAUCCACUGAUGGCGGGUCAAGUCGCUGAGUCGGUGAGCUCAGCUGAUUUAUGUAAGCCUGCCAGACCCUGCUGCCAAAGAGUCUUUGGCCCAAACAAAUGAGGAGAGCAGCCUCCCGUUCCCAUCCAACGCAGAUGCAAUUAUAAGAAAUUAUAAACCUAAUAAGAUGCAUUUUGUGCUCUGACUGGCAGGAAAUUGAUUGUUAAAAUGGCAGGCACCACGCCAUUCCAGCUAGAUACAUUUCAAAAGGAAAUUAAAAAUUGAAUAGAAACCAAACACACUCUGUAAUGGAAACUGCCUUAUCAGCAUCCUUUCUGUAGUCUGUAGGAUAAUCCGGUGGGUGGCAGGCUUAAUUUAGUACCAUGUGUUACCCAUAAUGUAUAAUAAACGGGAAAAUAUCAGCAAGCUCAGUUUGAUGGGACUGCGGGGAGGAAGGGAUGCCGCACGCAGGCACAGCAGUACAAGAACCUACUGAGCCCAGGCAACAACAACAAAAAAGCACAGUCCUUCCGUGACAGGUUCGCCUAGCUAACUGCGUCUUAGUUGUCAUUCCGAAGCUAAUUCUUUAGGCAGACCAGUAAGAACCUGAUGUCCCUCAACAGUCCAGUGGGAGCCAAAGGUCCCAUGGAUGGGAUCUGAAAAGUUAAGAGUCAGGUACUGAAGGGGAGUCCCAGGUACAGACUGCAUCUGGUGGGAUGAAAUUGGUGUCUGAACAGACUGUAAAGCAGUUACCUAGAGAUGCAUUGCAUCAGUGGGUCCACAUGGGCCUUCCACUGGCUGCAGAUGGAAGCUGGUUAGCUGGGGAGUUUGGCACAUGUCUCAAGACAUAAAGUGAGAGACACAGAAACUAAUAAAGACGAUAGCUUUAAAAGCGGUGAUAUUGCCUUGUUUAGCAUCAGUAACAUUUCUAAAGCCUCAGUUUCACUAUCUAGCAUUCCCAAUUCACACUGCUACAAGGGAGAUGACUUCAAGUGUGCAUAGACUAGAGGUACAUUUGGAUUGAACAUAGUAUACUUGAGUAGGUCUGAGGCCCAGUCUCCUUGCCUGCAGGUGCAAUUUUCUCCCACAUAAUAUGCUCUUAUAUAUAUAUUUUUUGCACCUGCAAAAUGUACUGUGGGGGCAAAGCUGCAUAAUCAGGCAGGUAAAGGUACCAUCAUUCAGAUUUGUGCCUACCAUUGAACUGCAAGUGCCAUGCAGGCACAGAUUUUGUGGGUGCUAAUUGCACAUGCAAACGGGAAGUGACAUGUCUCAAACUAUUGCAAAAUGUGAGAUGCUUGUGGACAGAGCUGAGCAUGAACCAAAUCCCCAGAUCGAAACACCCUCAAAUUAUUGGGAUAUGAGAUCUGGAUUUUGUAGCUUGGAGUCAUCUCUAGUUAAGGUUUGCAAGUUUACCAAGAUGUUUUACAUGAGAGAGGGAUGCUAGUUCUAGUGAUUCCUAAUUAUUGUCAUGUGUAGAGUAAAUAUAGUAAGCAAAAGCCUGACCUGAAAAGUGCUGAGCUAAAUUGGACAGAUCCGCACUACUAAGGAUCAGGCACUAAACUAAUUCAGUUGUUAAAACACAUGUUCACACUCAAACACAUGCAUUUCAGAUGCACACCUACCCAUAUUCACGUGCCUGUGCACACAUAUUCACAUGUAGCUUUGCACAUCCAUGUUCUUGCACACAUACAUCCCUCUGCUUGCCACAGAUUUGCUUUUCCUCUUUUUAAAAACAAUUGUCUUUCUUGUACAUUCACUCGUCCCUAUUUACAGCUGCUGUACUGGAAUCACUCUUGAGAGCACUGUGUUAAAAAGUUUGCCUGCAACUUCCCUUAUGUGAGUCGAUGCAAAGCAAGAACACUAGGCUGGCUUCCAAGACAUACGGAUUGGCUUAAAUGGUGCUUUUUCUCUUGCUUGUUAUGUCCACACCAGAGAGCAGCUCCGUUGUCUCUGACACUUUAAGACUUGGAAACUGUGAUUUUUCUAUUUUGACCCAGUCAGUAUCAUCAGCCAGACAUGCCAAAUCGGAAAGUGAGCCUUUUCCCUUUUGCAAGGUUUUGAUACCAUCAGGCAUUAUGCAGAAUCCUCCUCCACUAUCAGUUCUGCUCUCUGCGAGUCACAAGGAAGAAGUCUAACAUUAAUUCAUUGCAUUAGCAAAUUAGGGAGAAAAAUGAGCAGAGGUUGACUCUCGCUCUUGCUUCAGCAGGAAUUCGAGAUUUCCAUACACAACAUAGACCAAUUGUCUACUUCGAUAACUCAGAAUGGCUAGAACCUGACAUCCUCAGCUUCAGAGUUUCACUUUUUCUUUUUCUUUUUAAUCUCCAAAACAUUGUAUUACACAAUAUGGAGGACAGAGAGAAGGAGAGUGUACCCUGUUUUUCUUUCUUUCUCUCAGAGUUUGAAUGGACUUGACUCAAUUUGCACAGGACUGUACAAUGAUUAAUACCUGCAGGAAAAAUUAGACCAAAUGAAAUGCACCAGAAUGGGUUUGAUUCAUGUGGCCUUCAUAUUCCCCGUUUUAGAUGAAAUGGCACCACUACUGAAAUAAGAGUCUUGAACUUUAAUAAUCACUAGCCGCAAAGCUUAUAUGUAUAUCCUGCUUUGUUACUGUGGAGUACUUAUAUAGUGUAUCCAUUCCUAGGACCAAAUUUAUCCCAGGUUUAACUCCAUUGACAAUGGUGAAGUUCCAUCAGAGAUAGCUUUGUGCCCUGGUGAUUUCAGCUCUCCAUUUCAGGUCAUGCUCCUCAUUAUUUCAAUUGCUCCAUUUGUGUAACAUCAGUAUAGACUUCCUGGGCCUGAUUCUAAGGGGUGUUUACUGUUGGAGCUGCAGGGGUGAAUCCCAGCUUGUGUAGACGUAGUCAUGCUAGCUCUCUCUGAGCUAGCAUGC
This is a messenger RNA of Trachemys scripta elegans, 5853 nucleotides long. RefSeq names its product potassium channel tetramerization domain containing 16 (gene KCTD16). Lineage: Eukaryota; Metazoa; Chordata; Testudines; Emydidae. Gene Ontology annotation, biological process: regulation of G protein-coupled receptor signaling pathway; protein homooligomerization. Gene Ontology annotation, cellular component: postsynaptic membrane; presynaptic membrane. The record is from RefSeq and is a predicted model, not a curated record. Gene Ontology annotation, molecular function: protein binding. Bases 828 to 2111 code for a protein of 427 amino acids. The transcript has 3 exons.